Messenger RNA from Pocillopora damicornis (cauliflower coral), 615 nucleotides. Its product is annotated as cytochrome P450 3A24. Lineage: Eukaryota; Metazoa; Cnidaria; Anthozoa; Scleractinia; Pocilloporidae. The record is from RefSeq and is a predicted model, not a curated record. Gene Ontology annotation, molecular function: heme binding; oxidoreductase activity, acting on paired donors, with incorporation or reduction of molecular oxygen; steroid hydroxylase activity.
GCGCAUUAUAAAUAUAACCGUAUUUUAGUUCCAACAGUGGCGUUUUCGUCUGGACAACAGAAGGCAACACCCCCAAUGAUGAAUUCCGUCCUCCAGUAUGUGCAUAACAUCGACACUUACACAUGGUUGGCGUUAAUCUUUGGUUUUUUAGUGCUCAUCUAUUGGCAAGGUUUGCGCCGAUAUAACUCGAUUCUUGGCGGUUCUCCACUCCCGGGUCCAAAACCGUGGCCCUGGAUCGGUAAUCUCCUCGAUAUUUUCAAAUAUGGCGGCAUUCACAAGAUGUUCCUUAACUACUUCUACAAGUACGGACGAGUAUACAAGUCAUGCUUUGGUCGCUCACCGAUUAUUGUAGUCACCGAUCCCGAAAUUGUCAAGCAAAUUUUGGUCAAGGAUUUCCACAAGUUCCCAAAUCGACCGACUUUCAUCAAACUCAGACCACCUCUGAACUCGGGAUUGUCCGUCGCUGAGGGAAAGACGUGGAAGCGCUUAAGAACGACUUUAACUCCUACCUUUACCGCCAAUAAACUGAAACAGAUUGUGCCGAUAAUAGAAAAUGCCUCGGAUAAGCUUCAUGCCAAAAUGGAAAAGUUUUCCGAAACGGGUAAGCAGCCGUAA